Papaver somniferum (opium poppy) is the source of this 1572-nucleotide messenger RNA. RefSeq lists its product as uncharacterized. NCBI's taxonomy places the organism in Eukaryota, Viridiplantae, Streptophyta, Magnoliopsida, Ranunculales, Papaveraceae. The transcript has 6 exons. The record is from RefSeq and is a predicted model, not a curated record. The coding region runs from base 622 to 1572 and encodes 316 amino acids.
UAUAAACAUGAUCUUGUGCAGUUUGUUUACAGGGAUUAUCAAACAAUAACCAUAAUUCAUGAACUCGUGAUUAUGGAUAAAUGUGAAAUACUUAACUGUGUUGUACAAUGCUCAAUUUAUGUUUGAUAAAAUGCCUCAAAGAAGUUCCUUCAGAUUGGAAGAUGUUUUAGGAUUUUAAAGAGCUAGUAUUUUGAGACUGUUGAUGGAGUGUGCUUGUGAUGUGUAAUAAAAGUCAGAUCUCGCAAUUUAUACAAGUAGGAUGAAUUGAAGCAAGGUGGUGAGGCUAUCAAUUGCACAAGUGCUUACUGUGAUUUGAAGGAGAAAAAGACCUCACUUAGAUAUUUGGUUGGAUGCUGUUGUAGGUGCCUUUGAAUGUGAAAGGAUAGAUCUUUCCAUGAAAUAGCUAAAUCAAAGACUAGUACCAAUUGCAGAUUGACGACGGAAAGGAAAGCGCUACCGGGUUGAUCUUACCAUGGUCUUAUCCUAUUAAGGGCUCCUCUUAAUUUAUUUUUCGGAGAACCACCAAUGAGUGAGUUGUCUUAAGAACCCUAAUUUGGUAUAAAAUCCCGAUUUUGCGUUGUUUUGAUUUAAUAUCCUUUGAAUUCCCGUAUAUGUCUGUUCAUGGAAUAUGGUUAUUUUGCAUCUGUUCUUAUUGAUAUUGAUUUCUCAAAGCACAUCCCUGAAAGAAUCUUGUUAAAAGCUAAUGGAAGAGAAUUCUGGCAAUAUAUGGAGAUACACAAACAUCCUAAAUUUUGUUCCAAGUGUAGCAUUAUUGGUCAUGGAGAUGAAGACCACAAAGUGAAUCAAUUUCAGGUGACUGCAGUUGAAAAAAUUCCUAGAACAAGGAACGAUAAUCCUCCAGGCAUGGAGUGGAAAAUUGCGAGUAACAAAGACAAGGGUAAGACAGCUCCAGUUAUUCCAGUUGUAGUUGAAUCUUCUAAGGUUACUGAUGUUGAUAAACAAGCUCCCGUGACUGUUGUUUUAGCAAAUCAAAACAUAGAUAAUACUACAGUUGUUACGGAUGUUAGUAAUAAUGUAGUUCAUGCAGAGACGUUUAAUACUAUGACUGGGAGCUCUCACGUAGCUGUUGCACCUUUUGUGACUCCUGAUUUGGAUAAGCAAGGAAAAGAUCAGCCAGUUCACGUUGAUACUGAGGAUCAAUUAGAGAUGGAACUGGCUAGGUCUGAGAUGAAUUUCUGUGAAGCACAGAUGAAGCUGAUUAAGUGCAAAACUGCUAUUGCAACUCGUGAAGAUAUUUCUUCUCGGACAACUAAUGAGAAAACAUCACGGGAUUACUACAAAGAUUUGGAAGAGCGUCAGAAAAUUGCAGGUAACAAUACUUCUAAUACUGACGUCCAUGAAGUUCAGUCAAAUCAGGGUAAUACCCAGCAAUUACAAGCUAAUAAUGAAUGGAAACAGGUUGGGAAAAAGAACAAGGGCUCGCCUUUUAAAUUUUCUCCAAUUUUGAAUGAUUUACUUUGUUCUGAGUUGGUUGUCAGCCAUAAUAAAUUUGAUGUUCUUACUAGCGAGCUAGGCCUUGAUACCGAGAAUAUUAAUUUGGGGAUUCGUUAA